This is a messenger RNA of Malassezia sympodialis ATCC 42132, 555 nucleotides long. RefSeq lists its product as uncharacterized. Gene Ontology annotation, cellular component: phosphopantothenoylcysteine decarboxylase complex. NCBI's taxonomy places the organism in Eukaryota, Fungi, Basidiomycota, Malasseziomycetes, Malasseziales, Malasseziaceae. Gene Ontology annotation, molecular function: FMN binding; phosphopantothenoylcysteine decarboxylase activity. The coding region runs from base 1 to 555 and encodes 184 amino acids. Gene Ontology annotation, biological process: coenzyme A biosynthetic process. The transcript has 2 exons. The record is from RefSeq and is a predicted model, not a curated record.
AUGUCUGUGCCGACGUCGCUGUCGUCGAGGUACCCAGCCCUGUCGAGGCCGCCGACGACCGCGCGCCCCUUGCACGUUGUGCUGGCAUGCACAGGGAGCGUCGCGAGCGUCAAGGUCCCGAACAUUGUCGCGGGUCUGCUCGCGUACGCGCCCGUUCACGUGCACGUAGUGGCCAGUGCGGCGGCGCUGCACUUUUUCGAUGCAGACGCUGUCGAUGCGCUCGAUACGCGCGCACGUACAUUUGGCGUGCAUGAGCUGGCCGCGCUGAACUGUGCGGCGGGUGAGUCGGCCGAUUCUGUGGUCGCGCCGCGCGCCAAGGUGUGGCGCGACGCGGACGAAUGGGCAGCCUGGGCGAAGGUAGGCGACCCCGUCCUGCACAUCGAGCUGCGACGCUGGGCGGACGUGGUCUUGGUGGCGCCGUGCAGCGCAGACACCCUCGCGAAGCUGACGCAUGGCCUGUGCGACAACUUGCUGGUGCGUGUGGCCGACUCACGCAGCUCUCGUUCCUGCGCGCCCUCUCGCCCGACACGCCCACAUGGGUGUAUCCGGCGAUGA